AUGCGCACGCCUUGUCCUCUCCACUCCUACCGGCGCGCGGCGGAGGGGACCCUCACAGCCCCAGUCGUGACCCCGCCCCUCCGCCGUGGGUGGACCCCGGAGCGCUGCCUCCCCCCACCUGUGAAGCCGGGUUCCUGCUUAGGGUGGGGGCGGCCCCUCCCUGAUGCAGUGGACGGGGCAUGGGGACCUAGGGUCCCGUCUGGGCCAGCGGCUGGGCCUCCGUUUCCUCAUUCCUUGCCGGGGUGCUGCCCCCCCCACCGCCUGGCCCAGCCCCACCCGCUGGGAGGCUGGUGUUGGCGCACCAGCCGCCCCUCCCCAAAGAUGAGGAAAUGGAGGUGCAGAGAAAAGCCCUGCUCGUGGCCCGCCAGGCCCACUCCAGGCUGGGGGCGGGGGGGGUGCUGCUGCAGCUCCCCUUCAUGAGUCACCACCCUGCGUGUGUGGGCUCCUGCCGGGGGACGGCAGAGGGAGGCUUAUUUUCAGCGGCUCCUGUGGGUUGGGGCUGAGGGGGCGCGGGCACUGAGGAGGCCCUGCCCCCUCCAGGCCCCUCUUCCCGGCCCCACGAUGCAGCCCACGGCCACCAUGGCCACAGCCGCUGCUGCCACCACCGUGGCGCUGACGACCUCGUGGGACAAUGCCACGGGCCGCCCCACGGCAGAGCCCGAGGCCAUCCUGGACAACUAUGUACUGCUGGUGCUGGUCAUGUCGCUCUUCGUGGGUGGCACGCUGGUGGUCCUGUCCGGCGUGUUGCUGCUGUGCAAGCGCUGCUGGGAAGUGCACCGGCGUGUCCACAGAGCCAUGGAGGAAGCAGAAAAGACCACUACCACCUACCUGGACAACGGUACCCACCUAGCCCGAGACCCUGACUCCCGGGGCGAGGACCCAGAGGGCCAGGACGCGGAGACGGAGCGCUUCCUGUCCACCAGCGCCACCGGCCGCCGAGUCUCCUUCAACGAGGCAGCGCUGUUUGAGCAGAGCCGGAAGGCGCAGGACAAGGGCCGCCGGUACACCUUGACGGAGGGCGACUUCCAUCACCUGAAGAAUGCCCGCCUCACCCAUCUACAGCUGCCUCCGCUCAAGAUUGUCACCAUCCACGAGUGUGACUCAGGCGAGGCCAGUGCGGCUGCUGUGACCCACCCAGCUGCUGCCCCCAAGGCCAGCCUCGCCAUCUUCCAGUCCCCGGGGAAGGCCCUCACCGGCCGCUCUGUGGGCCCCAGCUCCGCCCUGCCAGGUGACCCCUACAACUCUGCCGCCGGCGCCCCUGACUUCGUGGAGAUCAGCCCCUCGGCGUCGAGUGACUCAGGGGAGGGCACCUCGUUGGAUGUAGGUGCCCGGAGCGCCAAGGCUAGUGGGCCAGGGGCCCCGGCAGGUCCUGGGGAGGUGGGCACCAGCUCCGGGGCAGGCUCUGUCCUGCAGUUCCUCACCCGCUUGCGGCGCCAUGCCAGCCUGGAUGGGGCCAGCCCCUACUUCAAGGUCAAGAAAUGGAAGCUGGAGGCCAGCCAGCGGGCGUGCAGCCUGGAUACAAGAGGCUCACCCAAGCGGCACCACUUCCAGCGGCAGCGGGCAGCCAGUGAGAGCAUGGAGCAGGAGGGGGACGCUCCCCACGAGGACUUCAUCCAGUACAUUGCCCGAGCUGGCGACACUGUGACUUUCCCGCCCCCCAGCCCCUUCCUGGCCAGCCCCACCAGCCCGCCCCCCGCUCUCGGCAGGCUAGAGGCCGAGGAGGAGCAGGGCACCGCGGGAGCAGGCAGCCCCGAGAUCCCCCCGGAGCGCGGCAGCCUGGGGCCCGAGCAGCAGCAGCAGGAUUCGGACGCCGAGCGGGAGGCCGGGCCGGAGCCGGCGCCGAGCGUCUACACGGACAUCUGGAGCCUACGCGCCUCGCUCGAACUGCACGCGGCCACCGCCUCGGACCACAGUAGCAGCGGCAAUGACCGCGACUCGGUGCGCAGCGGCGACAGCUCCGGCUCCGGGGGCCCGCCACCCGCCUUCCCCCCGCCCUCGCCGCCGCCCACGCCGCGGCCCAAGGACGGCGACGCGGGCGACACGGGCGGGCCGCGCAAGCUGCUGCAGAUGGACAGCGGCUACGCCAGCAUCGAGGGUCGCGGCGCCGGCGACGACGGGCCCAGCGAGGUGCCCGUCCCCGCGCGGCCCCCCAGCCCGCGCGCCUGGCCACGCCGCACCCCCCGCCGCGACUACAGCAUCGACGAGAAGACGGACGCCCUCUUCCACGAGUUCCUCCGCCACGACCCGCAGUUCGACGAGGCCUCCGCGCGCCACCGCGCACGCGCGCACCCCCACGCCCACACGCGCAAGCAGUGGCAGCAACGCGGCCGGCAGCACAGUGACCCCGGCGCGCGCGCGGCCCUGGCCCCGUCCCCGGCCGGCGGCGAGCCCCGCCCCGCGCGUGCACCGUUGCGCCGCGGCGACAGCGUCGAAGGCCCACUGCCGCCCACGCGCGUGGCCGGCGCGGGGCCCGAGGACGCGCCCGCCGCCAUCCCGGUCAUCGAGGAGGAGCCUGGCGGCGGCGGCAGCGGCUGCUCCAACUCGGGCCUAUGCCUCGAGCCCCCGGAGACGGUGCUGCACAAGCUGGCAGCGAGCCUCGACGAGAGACUCUUCCCUCCACGCCUCGUCCAGCCCUUCGCCAUGGCUCCAGCGCUGGCCACCGCCGCCCCCACGUCCCCCGACCACAGCCCGGCCUAAGCCUCGCGACCCGAGCCCACCUCUCGUUCCGGGGCCGCGCGAGGCCUCGGGGCGGGAGACACGGGGGGCCGCAAUGCCCCGGCGCGCACGUGUGGCCCGCCCCCGCCCAGAGUUGCGCGGCACUUGCACGCGUAGCUCGCCGGCCUCCUCGUGCCGCACCGGGGCGCACGUGCUCCGGCCCUGCCGGCGCGCAGUCUCGGGUCCUCGGGGUGUCUGGAGGCCAGAGGCUCGGGGACCGCGGGCUGCCGGGAGAGUUAAUUUCCUCAUCUUGGGCUUCCAAAGACAAGUCUAACUGUCUGUGGCCCUGGAUUGUGGCCUCGGGAUGGGGGUGACCGUUGUAAAAACUGUUAGGAGCUUCAGUGGCGGGUGACCUCCGUCAGAUGUAUGCGCAGGGUCUGCCACCCGAAGAGAUCCCGAGAGUCCUGAGGGCCAGUGGCGCCUCCAGGUGGUUCUGGGGCGCGGGGUCACUGCCCCCGUGCGCACGGACUGCCUGGGCCGCCGAGGAGCAGGCGCGAGCGCACCGUCCUGGAGUCUGCGGGAGGUUGGCCCGAGACCGUGCAGCCAGCUCCUUGAAGCCGUUUACCUCACCGCGGCGUGUGCUCGAGGCCACCUGCGCCCCCUCCGAGCAAUAACCGUGCCCGCUGCCGCCGCCGCUGCUGCUCCUGCCCGCACCCUGUGCCCACCCCCAACGGCUCCUCCCGCCUUCGUCUCCCACCUCCCGCAUCUGUUUCCCGCACGCUCCCUGCAUGUGAAAGGGCUGCCUGCUCCUGCAGCUGCGUUGUCCAAAGGAACCGAAAGGGCACCGCUCAGAGGGACGUUAAAAAAGAACCGAAAGCCCAAGGGUUCAAGUUUUCCCAAGCUUUAUUUAUUGCCAAAAGAUGGGGCAGCCCUCACCACCGCAGUCACUCUGCGAAGCUUCCUGCCCAGUGUGUGCACCAUCAGUUACGGUGUUUCCCGUUGUGUUUUUGUUUUCUGGUUGGUUAUAAAUAUUUACUGCAUACUCCGGUCUGCUCCAAGUUUUCUCUGGGGUUCCAGGAGCACAGUAGCC
Messenger RNA from Loxodonta africana (African savanna elephant), 3745 nucleotides. RefSeq names its product CACN subunit beta associated regulatory protein (gene CBARP). Gene Ontology annotation, cellular component: plasma membrane; secretory granule. Gene Ontology annotation, biological process: negative regulation of calcium ion-dependent exocytosis; negative regulation of voltage-gated calcium channel activity. Bases 562 to 2697 code for a protein of 711 amino acids. NCBI's taxonomy places the organism in Eukaryota, Metazoa, Chordata, Mammalia, Proboscidea, Elephantidae. Gene Ontology annotation, molecular function: transmembrane transporter binding. The record is from RefSeq and is a predicted model, not a curated record. The transcript has 10 exons.